This is a messenger RNA of Raphanus sativus (radish), 1756 nucleotides long. RefSeq names its product protein root UVB sensitive 6. The record is from RefSeq and is a predicted model, not a curated record. Lineage: Eukaryota; Viridiplantae; Streptophyta; Magnoliopsida; Brassicales; Brassicaceae. The transcript is spliced from 12 exons.
UAUGGAUUGACAAAAAAAAAAGGCAUGAAUCUGUGUCAGUGGUCUGUGUCAGUCGUCAGAAGAAGGAAAACAAGUAGAACAAGACACAACAAAGUUGGUUGCAUCCUAGAUUCUUGACAAUGCCGAGCGUAAAGCUCAAACAUUCAUCACCUGACCCCAUUUCCUCCUCCCUCCUUUCCCGGGAAACCCAUUUCCGCAUCAGCGCCUCUCUCCCACAGCCACUCCCCGAUUCAACUCCGAGGCUGAUCUGCUGCGAGGAUAUUGAUGGCCACAGAUGGAAAUACGUUACAGAGAGCGAUGGUUCUCGCAAUUCCUUUCGUGCUAUAAGCUUGGAGUCUCCUCGCACUCCUCUCGAGGAAGUGGCUUCGUUUCUGAGAUCUUACGUUGUACCUGAAGGAUUCCCAGCAAGUGUCAAUGAGUCUUAUGUUCCUUACAUGACAUUCCGAGCUUUGAAGUAUUUCUUUGGUGGAGCCAUGGGUGUGUUCACCACUCAGACCCUUCUCAACUCUGUUGGAGCCUCAAGGAACAGUUCUGCUUCUGCUGCUGUUGCCAUCAACUGGAUUCUCAAGGAUGGUGCUGGCCGUGUUGGAAAAAUGAUUUUUGCAAGGCAGGGAAAGAAAUGUGCUAAUUCUCUGUGAAUCUUUCUAACUCAGCUUUGAAUUUCACAGUUACGUUUUGCUGGUGAUCUUUUGAUGGAGCUUGGUGCUGCUGUAGAGUUAGCCACUUCUGCAGCUCCACACCUUUUCCUUCCUCUCGCUUGUGCUGCUAAUGUUGUAAAGAACGUUGCAGCUGUAACAUCAACGUCUACUCGCACGCCUAUCUAUAAAGCCUUUGCUAAAGGAGAGAACAUAGGAGAUGUCACUGCUAAGGGAGAGUGUGUUGCUAACGUUGCAGAUUUGAUGGGAACUGGAUUUAGUAUAUUAAUAUCCAAAAGAAACCCUUCUUUGGUCACAACCUUUGGUCUUUUAUCAUGUGGCUAUCUCCUGAGCUCAUACCAAGAGGUUAGAUCUGUAGUAUUGCAUACACUAAACCGUGCAAGAUUUACAGUAGCAGUGGAGUCAUUUCUCAAGACGGGGCGGGUUCCCUCACUACAGGAAGGUAAUAUCCAAGAAAAGAUAUUUACUUUUCCAUGGGUGGAGGAUCGACCAGUGAUGCUUGGAGCCAGAUUUAAGGAUGCAUUCCAAGACCCCAGCUCAUAUCUGGCAGUAAAGCCCUUUUUCGAUAAAGAAAGAUACAUGGUGACUUACAGCCCUACCAAUGGUAAAGUCUGUGCACUCCUCAAGCAUCAAGCUAACUCAGAUGACAUUCUCAAAGCGGCAUUUCAUGCACAUGUGCUUCUUCAUUUCAUGAAUCAAUCGAAAGAUGGCAUCACAAAGUCAGUGGAGCAACCAGACCCUGUUUUAGCUCCAGUGGAAUAUGAGCUGAAUUCUCGAAUAGCAGAGUCGUGUGAAAUGGUUUCUACCUCAUAUGGAAUCUUCAAAACCAGGGCUGCAGAACAGGGUUGGAGAAUGUCAGAAUCUCUGCUGAAUCCUGGCCGGGCUAGGUUAUGUCAAAUGAACGAGGAGAGGGAGUAAACCACACCUGAAUCGGCUUCGAUAAUAGUUCCACGGCACGCUUUGUCUAGGAAAACAAACAGAUUUUGGUUGGUACACGUUUUAUUAACUACGCGGUAAAAAAAUAAGAAUGAUAUGUAAAUUUUGAGUAAAAAGACGUUUUGUGUUACGGCCAACAAGAAACAAAGUAAAGGUUCAUGGGA